Fraxinus pennsylvanica is the source of this 354-nucleotide messenger RNA. NCBI's taxonomy places the organism in Eukaryota, Viridiplantae, Streptophyta, Magnoliopsida, Lamiales, Oleaceae. The record is from the annotation of a GenBank genome assembly.
AUGUUGUCUCGAGUACGAUUGCAAAAAGUUCAGCUAUCAGACAAGAUGCCAGUUGGGCUGACAGAAAAACUCACUGUUGGAAUUACAGUUGUAAAUGAGAAAGUUAAAUAUGUGGAUCAAAGAUUUCAACUGUCCGAUAAAACUGUAGCAGCUCUGAUAGCAGCAGAGAGGAAAUUAAAUGACACUGGAUCAGAUGUCAAAUCUAACAGGUAUGUGACUUCUGGAGCAGCUUGGCUGAAUGGUGCUUUCAAUAAAGUAGCAAAGGCUGGACAGGUAGCUGGUACAAAAACUAAAAUGAAAUGGAAUUUAGCAUUAUCUAAUUUGACUGCAAAGGAUCGUCCUAUAGCUGCAUAA